AGAACGAACUCCCGCGAACCGUCUUUGGAAAUCCCACUUUGAUCUUUCGCCUCCUCUUAUAAAAGCCUCCUCACUGCAAAGCCGCCUCUGUGUAAUCCCCUAACCCAUCCCGCCGGGAAAGUCGGGUGUUCCUUUCAGGUGAAAGAGGAACUGGCCUUUUCCACCCUUUGGUGAAGGCGAACAAAGGGCUGCCAUGAGCAUGUGGCUCUCGUGCUUGGCGAGCUGGGCGCGGGAGUUGGGCCCGUUCUCGACGUCCGCGCCCCGUCCCCCUGACGUGGACCCUCUGAGGAGAGGACUGAGGCUGGGGGCCCGAGACGGGCGCGCCUUCUUAGCGCUGAACCGCAGCGGCCUCAGGACUUUUUCUCGGAGGUUAAAACUUUCCGCUGCAGUGCCCACCGCGCGAGGUAUCACGUUGCGUGCAGGGACAAGAAGAAGGAGGCGUGUUUAAGUGCCUGGAGAGCAGGAAGCGGCGCCUCCGACGGAUGGGAACGGAGCGGAGUGAUGCUCAUCCUUCCCCUCCCCGUUAUCCCUGCUGACUAAAGGAAGGACGGAACAAUGUUUGGCUUUCACAAACCGAAGAUGUAUCGCAGUUUGGAAGGUUGCUGUAUUUGCCGGGCCAAGUCUUCAAGCUCCCGUUUCACGGACAGCAAGCGAUACGAAAAGGACUUCCAGAAUUGUUUUGGUCUGCAUGAAGCUCGCUCAGGAGAUAUUUGCAAUGCUUGUGUGCUUCUGGUGAAGAGGUGGAAAAAGCUGCCAGCAGGAUCAAAAAAGAAUUGGAAUCAUGUGGUGGAUGCAAGGGCUGGACCAAGUCUUAAAACAACACUGAAGCCAAAGAAGAUGAAACCUCUACCUAGUAACAGGAUGAAGAGCAAUCAAAUAAGCAAACUUCAGAAAGAGUUAAAGCGACACAACUCUGAUGCUCACAGCACUACCUCAAGUAACUCUCCAGCCCACUCGCCUUGCUAUAGCAACCAAUCUGAUGAUGGCUCAGACACUGAGAUGGCACCGGGUUCAAGCCGUACACCUGUCUUCUCCUUCUUGGAUCUUACAUACUGGAAAAGGCAAAAGGUUUGCUGUGGAAUUAUUUACAAAGGCCGCUUUGGAGAAGUCCUUAUAGACACCCAUCUCUUCAAGCCCUGCUGUCGUAAUAAGCAGCCUGCAGCCGAGAAGUCUCCACCGCCAGUUCCUCCAUCCUCCACCAUUACCAAUCAAGAAGAGUGGUGACUUCCUUAAAGAGGUGCAGAGGGGGACAGAUGACACCUCUUCUGCCAUCUGUUGAAGUGGCCUUCUUUUUACUUUGGAGACCUGCUAUGCUGCCAAAAGACUUAAUUUUUUUUCCCUUUGAACUGUCUGAAGAUUUAUUUUUUUUACUGCAUCAGUUCUACUAAUUCAGAGUCCCUUGAUAUCUUUUCAGAAAAAGACUAAGGAAUAUUGCAAAUGGGCUAGACCACAUAAUGAAGCUGAAAGCUGCUGUGUGUCAUCUUUGUUCAGCCUUGUUCCCACCCUGUUUGUCUCGGAGUGAAUGGCUGGAAGGCUGUUGACCAUGUGGAGCAGGGGUGAUUGCAGCGUAUGGUUAAAAAAAGAGAUGGUGGCCACAGUAGCACAAUCAAAGCUCUGCCUCUUUUUAUGUGUGACAUUGAUAAAAAAGGGAGAAGUGUCUUCCAUUGCAUUAGUAGGGUUGCCAUCUUGACUUUUUUUAAAUCAUACUCUGCAGACACCCCUGAUAUGGAGUAUGUAUUUUUGUCAUAAGCAGUGUUCCUGCCUGGCAUGAUAAAUUUUAGGUAGCCAUUUUUUCUGUCUAUGUGGAGGGGAAACAUAAUGAUGACUCUAAGGUAGUCUUCCCCAGUGUAGUGUCCUUCAUCUAUUCUGCUCUUCCAAUUCUCAGUAUUUGGAGCUUUUAUAUCAGGGGUAUCAAACUGGCGGCCCGCGGACCGGAUGUGUCUCGCACAGGCCACGCCCACCCCAGCUCCGCAAAGGCAAAAAACAUGAUAUGUCAUAUGACAUGAUCUAGUUUGACACCCGUGCUUUAUAUAGUUGGGAAUUCUGGAGUUGAAAGGCUUGUAUUUCCAGAGGGUGGCCAUGUUAGUAAGGCAGAACCAUGGCAUGAAUUUGGAUACUGAAGCUUAUAUAAGACUUCUCUACCAUGUACAUGAUGUAAAGUUUGUGGAGUUCUUAAUUCUUACUACUGAUGCUUCAGCAAUGAUAAAGAUGUUUAACUUGAUCUAGUCUUUCUGGAUAGUAAGAAUGUAUGUGUGAGUAGACAAGUUGCAUUUGACAGGCAAAAGUAGCAAGUGUCAAGGUGGAUCAGACCAAGGGGUGGUACCACUAACUUAAAUCAUAAUUUCCCCCACAAAUAAGAUUGCCGGUAAUUUGUGCAAGGAAACAGUUUCUUCAUAGUAUUUUAGGGUGGGCAACAGGUGGUUCUUCAACUGUUAGAUUGCAGUUCCCACCAUCCUUAACUGUUGGGCAGAUUAGAUGCAGUUGACUGCAGUAGGAGCUCAACAACAUCUGGAGAUCCAUAUAUUAUUUUUCCAACAGAAAAGCCAUAGUAGAAAUGUAUCCUAUUUGCAUAGGGAUUGAACAGUAAUAUGAAGUAAACACAGUGCUAUAAUGACAAAACCUUCUUUAAUUACCAAAUAGGUUUCCCUUGGUAUGAUGCUACAGUACCUUACAGAUAUAAAGCUAUGUCUACUUUUUCAGAGUGGGAACAGCUGUCUAUUAUCCAUUCAUAAUACUAGUUCUUCAAUUGGCCUAUGGGAUUAGAACUAUACCACAUAUUUUAGUAAGCUUUUCCUUUUGUUUGAAAACUUCAAAGGAAAACCAUGUUGACAAAAUUCAGGUUUAGUUCUUUUCAUUCCCUUCUCUCUAUAUAUUUUGAAUUAUAUCCUCCAUAAAUGUGUUUAUAGCAACUGAUGGCAUUCUUAUUUCCACACCAGUAGUUCAGCCUGACUAUUGGUUGGAAAACCAUUGACCAGACUUGCUAGAUAUGACAGGAGCCCAUACACCAGCCUUGAAGAAAUUGAAUUAUGUAAUAUAUUCUUUUAAAACAUUUCACAGAUUUACUGAAUGCCUGCAGAGAGACCUACAUACAGAUUCAUGCAACCUAGCCAUAGUAAAUGUUACUCAUCAUUGUUGAAUCUUUGUCCCAGCUGCUACCCCUCCUGGAAAUUUCAUUUGCCUCUCCUUAUCCAAAAGUGCCUCCAGCUGUUAUAGCUCUUCCUUUGCCCCUCCCAAAAGAAAGCUAGUUAACAUCCCUAAUGAUUACCCCUAAUUUGAUAUCAAUAUCUCAUGUCUCAAAAACUUGAAAAACAAGUUUUCUAGUCCCUUUAGUGACUCCCAAGUCCCUACACAUCCCACCACUGCUUUUAGGCAAUGUCACUGUAGUUAAUUAUUGUGAAAUUCAGUAAGGCUCUUGCCUUAUGCCAGAAUUGCUUCAGAAAUAAGGUAAACUAAAGCAUUAUGAUUCCUGGUUUGGUUUUUUUUUGUUUUUGUUUUUUUACUGAAACUCUUGAUUACCAGGAACAGCUUUCUGUUAAACGUGGCUAAUAGGUGAUUGCCUGCUUUUGGGGAUCAAAAUAAUGGCUUCCUUGCAAGGGUUCUGCUGCUUUCGAUUUUUGUUUUACUUCAUUUGAAUAGCAUGAGAAUUUCGACUUGAUUCUGCAGUGCACUGUUAUGAAUGUGCCUGGGAUUUUUUUAACUGAACAAUGAAAUCUUAGUUGUGCUAUGUCAGACAAAUAUGACUAUAAAACACUGUCUUCCUACUUUUAUAGGGUACCCUUAAUUGCCUUUCUUCUGUCCCUAUCCCCUAUUGUAAAUAGGAGACUUAUUCUAAAGGGAGGAUAAAAUAGUUUUUUUCCCCCCAGACUGACCUAAUGCCUUGGCAGUUUUGCUGAGUUGGUAAACAGUGAAGGAUGCAUGUAGGCAUCUUGAUUAUCUUUGGUUUCUUGGCUGAUACUUUAGAAUUCUAAUCAAUAUUGGUCAACAUUUCUGUGCAUUUACAAUUACAGUAUGAAUUAUAUGUAACUAUAAUAUGGAUCAUCUCUUCUUCUGUAUUUAUUUAUUUAUUACUACUACAGCAGACUGUUCCUCCCUUUCCCUCUUCCUCAAGUAGUAAUGCAAGAUGAAUUGUAUGUAGUUAUGCACUUUUAUCAAUGUAGUAGAAAUCUAUGGAAUCUGUUUUUAUACUUUUUAUAUUGUUCAUAUACUUGUAAUCCAGCCUUUUUUUUAACUAGGGUAACAAGCAAAUAAAUUAAUAAAUAGAUUUAUCUAGGGA
Messenger RNA from Crotalus tigris (Tiger rattlesnake), 4273 nucleotides. It is a transcript of the gene SINHCAF, whose product is annotated as SIN3-HDAC complex associated factor. Bases 556 to 1224 code for a protein of 222 amino acids. The transcript has 6 exons. The record is from RefSeq and is a predicted model, not a curated record. NCBI's taxonomy places the organism in Eukaryota, Metazoa, Chordata, Lepidosauria, Squamata, Viperidae. Gene Ontology annotation, biological process: negative regulation of cell migration.